Molecule: messenger RNA, 1305 nt
Organism: Acanthamoeba castellanii str. Neff
Lineage: Eukaryota; Discosea; Longamoebia; Acanthamoebidae
Product: F-box domain containing protein
Exons: 7
Coding region: 1-1305 (434 amino acids)
Molecular function (GO): protein binding
Source: RefSeq, a predicted model, not a curated record
AUGGCCACGGACGGGACUGCAAACCGCACACCACGGCGGGCAGAUGAUGAUGAUGAUGAUCUAGACCACGUCGGGCUGUUCCCGUUCGAUCAGCUGCCGCCCGAGCUUCAAACGCACAUUUUCUUGGCACUCGAUCUGCCCUCGCUGGCGGCCGCCAUGCGGGUUUCGCCCACCUGGUGCGCCAUGAUUGAGGAGCCGGUCAUGUGGAAACUCAAAUGCCUCCGCGAUUUCCCACACUAUCUCGAGGGGGCGCCUUUGCCGGAGCAGGACUGCGUCGUCCCUGAUGAACAGAACUACAAACGACGCAGUGAGUCGUGGAACGAGCAGGCACUGCUGCGCCUGAUCGCGCUCAUCCACAGGUUCACGCAGACCUACGCCGAUGACGAGAACAGCACCGAGACUGAGGAGGGACGCGGACGAGACCGAAGUCGACGCCAUCGCAGCCGAAACGGCAAAGAACUCAGGAGGACGAGCACACAACGCAGCGCGAGGAGGCACCGGCAGCAGCAGCAAGAGACCAGAGAUUGGAAGCAGUUCUACAGGCAGUGCCUCGGGUGCCCGUACCUCGACGGGCGCUGGAUUGGCGACUAUCGCUCGCACGGCAAGGAGCUGGUUCACAUCUCUCACAGAGGCUUCCGCGUGCUGGCCACCAAGAUCACGGGCGAUGCCAACGUACCUGCGGGCAAGCCCACAUGGAGGAUGACGAUGGCUGCCAAGGGUGAUAGGGGCAAAGGACAGAUGCAUUUGGCGGACACAGGCUAUAAGCGGCCAAGGUGGGGCAGAGCUUACUUGGAAGUUGUGGAUAAAAACAACCUGGUGGUCAAGUGGUUUUACGGCGUCCAUCCUUCGCAGCACUUUGAUACCUACUAUGAGAGGGUCAAGGAAUCCGGCUCAGGCGAAGCAGAUCAGGACACAGAGAUGCCAGAAGGGGAGGUGCAGGAGGCAGAGCAAGGGCGUGACAGUCGAGCACGAGAACGGGAGACCGUCGCGACGGGCGACAGUGCGGCUGCUGGCGACGACGAAGAAGAAAGGGAGAGGAAGAGGGCCAAGCGAGAGGUGACCGAAAGUGGAUUUGCCUUUCGUCUUGUGCGCUCACCCGACACUGGCCAAAUGUACGUGCUCGAGGAGAACGACGGGGAGGAGGGCCAUGACGAAGCUGGGGACGUGGAGCAAGGAGAAUACGAGGACGACGAGAGCGACGAGGAAGACAGCGAAGACGACUUCUACGAGGAACUGGUUUCAACACAACACAACGGCUCUGAGGUCGACGACGCUGGCCACGAUGAUGAUGGCGACCGGCAGUAG